Messenger RNA from Hyalella azteca, 1062 nucleotides. RefSeq names its product CD63 antigen. Lineage: Eukaryota; Metazoa; Arthropoda; Malacostraca; Amphipoda; Hyalellidae. The record is from RefSeq and is a predicted model, not a curated record. Gene Ontology annotation, cellular component: membrane. The coding region runs from base 172 to 960 and encodes 262 amino acids. The transcript has 6 exons.
GCGAAAUUGCGAACCGUCACAACAUCGCCAGUUUCGCUUCCGCACCAUCGUUCAUGUCGCUGAGUGGGAGGUGACGCUCAACGUACGACUUCCGUCAAUGUCAUAUUGUCAUUCAAGUAGCAAGACAAAUAAAAUUCUAUUGUCUUAAUUCCAGUUCAAUAUCAAUUAAAAAUGGAAAUACGUGGAGAUUUUGUGGCGUUUGGAGCUCUGAUGUUUAUUACGGGAACAGGCUUGGCGUUGAUGGUAGUGGGUUCCUGUCUACUGUCUUGGGCAGCUUACCUCUCUCCCUGGCUGCCAUCCUGGGUUUGGAUGACUCUUGCUGGCUUCACUGGCUUGGGUGUUGCUAUUGCUGCCUCCAGUGCUGCUUGUGCCAUUGCUACUGUUGCUCCCAAGCCUCAAGCUGCUCACAAGUGCCUGGUUUUACUGCUUGUGUUCCUGGCCCUGGAGAUUAUGUCGUCAGCCAUGAGUGCUGUACGGCAGCCUGCGUGGUCACUGAACCUUUACCACAGCGUUCAAAAGAACAUGCAAGAGUCUCUUGACGUGUACUCAACUAACAGCUCUGCUGCAGCAAUGUGGGAUGAAAUACAAAAUGAGGUAGAGUGCUGUGGGGUGGUGGACUACAAUGACUGGUUUACAAGUGGCUUUGGUGACGGCAUGAGUGUGCCAGACUCAUGCUGCCUCUUGCCCUCAACUGGCUGUGGUGCGGGAAUAAGAAGCCACAGUGACAUAGACGACUACAUCAGCACUCAGGGCUGCCUGCCAGUGCUGUCAUCAGGCUGGUCGAAGUCUUAUCGCAUGAUCAGCCGCCAAGCCUUCCUGCCCAUCUGUGUCAUACAAGUGAUCAUGGUGACGGUGAUCGUGUUGACGCUACGCAGCAUGGGCAGACUGGCUGGUCAUCUGCCUGUCCUCAUCCGCAACCCCACGGCCAGCAAGCCCCAGCACUACAGCCUCAUGACAUGAGGCUGCUGGGCAUUAGGGUCAGGCCUUCCUGGCUUCAGGGGUUGGUGUGGGGUCAUCGUGGCCUGAGGGGUUGGUGUGGGGUCAUCUUGGCCUGAGGGGUUG